Melanotaenia boesemani (Boeseman's rainbowfish) is the source of this 1073-nucleotide messenger RNA. RefSeq names its product tetraspanin-7-like. The record is from RefSeq and is a predicted model, not a curated record. Bases 66 to 815 code for a protein of 249 amino acids. The transcript is spliced from 8 exons. NCBI's taxonomy places the organism in Eukaryota, Metazoa, Chordata, Actinopteri, Atheriniformes, Melanotaeniidae. Gene Ontology annotation, cellular component: membrane.
UCAACUCUUUCUCAGCGGAUUCAGGGAGAGGAAGAGGAGGGAGUCCAGGUUCAGUCAGACGGAUUAUGGCUCCCAGGAGGAUGGAAACUAAACCGGUGAUCUUCUGCCUGAAGCUGCUGCUUCUGAUCUACACCUUCAUCUUCUGGGUGACAGGUGUGGUCCUGCUGUCGGUGGGCUUAUGGUGGAAGUUCAUGUUGGGGCCCUACAUGUUGCUGAUCUCCAACGGCCCCUCCAACGCUCCCUACGUGCUGACGGGAACUGGUGCCGCCAUCGUGCUCUUCGGACUGUUCGGCUGCUUUGCCACCUGCAGGGGGCGCCCCUGGAUGCUUAAACUGUAUGCUGUGUUUCUGUCGUUGGUUUUCAUGACCGAACUCAUCGCAGGAAUCUCCGGAUUCGUGUUUCGCCAUGAGAUUAAAGGAACAUUUUUCACUACGUACAGUGAAGCAGUGAUGAAGUAUGAUGGACGUGAUGACAGGAGUCUGGCUGUGGAUGGUGUCCAGCGUAGACUACACUGCUGUGGAGUGUAUAACUUCACCAGCUGGUUUAACAGUGUGUAUUUUCCUGUUGGUGGAGUUCCCGCUAGUUGUUGUGUUAGUUUCUCUGACUGCAGCGGAGCUGAUCUGAAGAACACAACUCUGGCUGCUCGAAAAGUCUACAAAGAGGGUUGUUAUGAACUGGUGGUGUCCUUCAUCGAGGGCAACAUGGGAAUCAUCGCUGGAGUUACGUUUGGCAUCGCCUUCUCUCAGGUGAUCGGGAUGUCUUUGGCCUGCUGUUUGUCUCACUUCAUCAACGCCAACCAGUACGAGAUGGUCUGACAGAUUCAUGUCACCAUGGAAACCUACAGAAACAUGCCCUGCAUCAUUCCUCUUGUAUUAAUUUAAAGUUGUGAUUUAAAGUGGGUUGGUUUGUUGUGAGCUUGAGUACAGCUGACACCUGACGGACUUCUCACUGUUAAAAGUCAUGUUUGAAGCUAAAUGUUUGAAGCUAAAUGGAUCCCAGCCCAGGAUUGUUCAGUGUGGAUUAAAAGAUUUUACUGGUUGACGUGAGAAAUAAAUGUCCUCAGUGGAAGUGAA